AAGGCGUGGUUACUAAUUAACUUCGCGGGGUUUCGCGGGAAAAUGAUUUUAACAUGGCGUCCACACGGGUGUAGAUUGAGACUUUUGUUUCCAUUCAUUCGCUUCUCCCAGUCAACCCUCCCUCCUCCUCCCCCUCUCACUGUAGACACAGCUGCAUCAAAUUAUGAAGAAGGAAAAGGCUAUGAAGAGAAAGUUGUAAGAAAAAAGAAAAUAAAAGAAGAGAGAGUCAGCCUUCCUCCUGUGCCCCUCCCACCUCUCCUUGGGGAAGCACUGAGGACUGUAUUAUCAAAUUAUCCUCCUAAGUCGUUAAUAGCAGCUGGUAACCUAAUCUCAGAGUACAUCUUCAGAGAUACUACUGUGACUCCGCCCAUUAAAUAUGGCCGUCGUAUUUCCAUUGGUUACGCUGCCAGUAGAACACAACCAGUUUACGGAUCAACGUACCGUGUACUUCAUGAGUUGUCUAAUAUUGACAAAGGAUUUAAACCAGAGACUAUGCUUGAUUAUGGAUCAGGACUAGGAACAGCAGUAUGGGCAGUACACUCAAUAUGGGGGAAGAGUGUGUAUGAGUAUCAGACUAUUGAUACUUCUUCUGAUAUGGGAGACCUAGCAAGAUCAUUAAGAAAUGGUACUAUACACCACCUCUUACAUACUGUUACUAUAAUAUAUACUGCUAUACUAUAG
Messenger RNA from Amphimedon queenslandica, 681 nucleotides. RefSeq lists its product as uncharacterized. Lineage: Eukaryota; Metazoa; Porifera; Demospongiae; Haplosclerida; Niphatidae. Gene Ontology annotation, cellular component: mitochondrial small ribosomal subunit. Gene Ontology annotation, molecular function: methyltransferase activity; structural constituent of ribosome. Gene Ontology annotation, biological process: translation. The transcript is spliced from 4 exons. The coding region runs from base 43 to 681 and encodes 212 amino acids. The record is from RefSeq and is a predicted model, not a curated record.